Pomacea canaliculata is the source of this 1426-nucleotide messenger RNA. RefSeq lists its product as uncharacterized. Gene Ontology annotation, biological process: synapse organization. The coding region runs from base 917 to 1411 and encodes 164 amino acids. Lineage: Eukaryota; Metazoa; Mollusca; Gastropoda; Architaenioglossa; Ampullariidae. The transcript has 3 exons. Gene Ontology annotation, cellular component: neuron projection membrane. The record is from RefSeq and is a predicted model, not a curated record.
CGCCAGCUAGCUCCCUCCCCUCUUCCACCCGGCCUGCACCUAUCGGAGGGGCGCACUCAUUAUUAUCAACGGUGGGGUAUUGACUGCUACAAGCCGUCAGGAUACAAGAGAACACAAAGUGGGGGACCGUUUGGUGAUAAUCGCGUGCUGGCGGCUCUAUUAUACAGUUGGGUGUGUUUUUUUGUUCUUCUCUCUCUCCCUCCAUCUUGUAACAUUUCUUUCCUACCUCUCUCCCUCGUUUCUUCAAUCGCCGUCGCUUCACCUUUAUUUGUAGCUGGUGUUUAGUUCUCUCGUGAACAAGAUCAUUGGGCGGAGAGAGUUUUUUAUUCGUCGUGUACGUGCUGUCUUCACUCUUCAGUCUAGCCGGCGAGUGCGAAGGUUGCACAGUGCUGUGCCGUGCCGUGCAGUGUGGUGCUGUGCGUGUGUGUGUGUGGGUGCACCGCCUCGACAGUUUAACACCCCGAUUACGACUACUGGUCGACUGGCGGCAAAAGAGUUGUUUGGGGGGGAUAGGGAGGAAGACCCGGCGGUACAAGCCAAGUCGGCAAACUUGCUCCUUGCUGUGACUACAGGAGUGUGUUACUCUCCUUCCUUCCGACAGGCGCGAGGAUUAACCGCAAGUCCCUUCACACACGGCAACACGAGUUGCAGGAUCUCUCGUAUUCACACACAGCUACCGUCUGGUCGGUCCUGGGUCUGGGAUUUUACUGUGAUGGAGCGAGGCUGACAGAGGACUUAGCCACCAAAAAAAAAGGAAAGAAAGUAAAAAUUUUGAAGAAGGAGGCAGGAGGAGAAAGAAGAAUAAAAGACUUGGAGAAAGUUUAAGGGUGGGGAGGGGAGAAAAAAGGAUGUGAGACCAAAGUCUGUGAAAACUCUGUGGAUUAUUAUUAUUCACCAGGACAAGCGUGGUGGUAAAAUGGAUCAGGGAUGUUUGGCGGUUCUGGUUGUCCGGCUGACUUUUCUUCAGGUCUUCAUCUUCGGGACAUGUCACGGCACAGACAACUACGUGCAGGAGGCGAGGCCAGGCGUGGUGCCGCGGUUCCUGUCCACCAACACCAACCUCAACAGACAUCGCGGAGACACGGCGGUGCUGGAGUGCGCUGUGGAGAACCUUGGCGACAGGCAGGUCAUUUGGAGGAAAGCGUCUAGCACCUCCCCCAUCACAGUUGGAACUGAUUCAUUCGUCGAGGACGCGCGCAUCGAAGCGGAACAUCCCCCUGGUUCCUCCCAGUGGAACCUCGUCAUCCGAGACCUUCGACCUGAAGACGCCGGCGUGUACGAGUGUCAAGUCAGCUCCAAGCAGUUCCGGUAUCUGAGACAUCAUGUGACCCUCCUCGUCAGCGGCAAGUCUCGCUUUUUUCUGUCAGACCAGGUUAAUGGGACACGUCUGGACAAACCUACUUUCCUCUAGUCUCAUGAAUGAUUU